This is a messenger RNA of Botrytis deweyae, 1680 nucleotides long. RefSeq lists its product as uncharacterized. NCBI's taxonomy places the organism in Eukaryota, Fungi, Ascomycota, Leotiomycetes, Helotiales, Sclerotiniaceae. The coding region runs from base 1 to 1680 and encodes 559 amino acids. The transcript has 3 exons. Gene Ontology annotation, cellular component: extracellular region. Gene Ontology annotation, biological process: carbohydrate metabolic process. The record is from RefSeq and is a predicted model, not a curated record. Gene Ontology annotation, molecular function: cellulose binding.
AUGCAUUUUUCAAAGAAGGCUCUGGCAGCCCUUAUUGGGUCUGCGACUAGCGCAAACGGUGCGAUCUUGUGGGAUGGUCGAUUCGAUUCUUCUUCCAUGGCGGAUUUGGAGGCUUGGUCAUGGAGCAACGCUGUUGGUGAUUACCAAAAUUAUAUCCAUGGUACAGGUAACAUUACCAAUUAUGUUGCUCUCGACAGCACUUACAAGAACCCUGCCGAUUCUGGAUCAGCCCUCGGUGCCAAGAUCACUCUUGAUAGUACUUCAUACUGGGAAGGUCAAAACAUGCGUCGUACCGAAUUGAUUCCUCAAACCUCCGCGGCUAUUGGAAGUGGAAAGGUUUACUACCAUUUCAGUAUGAAGCGUGAAGAUACCAAUGCACCAAGUAUCUACAGAGAACAUCAAAUCUGUUUCUUCGAGAGUCAUUUCACUGAGAUGAAGAGUGGUUGGAUUAGUGGAGAGACUGGAUCCAGUGACCCUCUUUUGAGAUGGGAAGUCAGUGCGACUAGUCAAUGGAGUACUAACUGGACUGCUGGUGUUUGGCACAACAUUGCUUACGGAAUUGAUUUCUCCGCAGGCUCAGUUGAAUUCUACCACUCCACCGGAUCUGAUCCUCUCACUCUUACCGUCCCAGCUGUUUCCGUUUCCGCCUCUUCCAAUGGUGCAGACUGGCAUUUGGGAGUUCUCGAACUCCCUGUCACUGGUCAAACCGAUGGAACCGAAGAUUUCUAUUUCUCUGGUGUAUACAUCGAGAGUGGAUCGCUUACCACUAGUGUUGCUGGACCAGGUGGAGCCGCGGUUUCAAGUUCUUCUUCUGCAACCACGUCAGUAGAUUCUUCUUCUGUUCUUUCUAGCUCAGUAGUUUCUUCGGCUCCUUCUAGCUCAGUUGCUAGCUCAGUCGUUUCUUCUGUUCUUUCUAGCUCAGUCGUUUCUUCUUCUAUUCCUUCUUCUAGCGCCGCUCAGGUAUCCUCAUCAUCGGUCAUUCAAUCUUCACCAACAUCUAUUGCCGUCGCAAUUCAACAAUCUUCAGUUAUCUCCUCCCCAUCAAGCUCGACCAAAAAAUCCUGCACAAAAAAGGUCGCCUCCUCUACUCUCGUAUCCAGUGUCGUAGCCCAACAAUCAUCCACCAAGAAACCUUGCACAAAGAAGGCCUCCGCUACCGGAUCUCAAGCUAGUGGAUCCGUUGUUGAAUUCACCUCAACUCAAACUGUCACCUCUGUCGAUAUCGUCCCUACUACCGUCUACAUUACCGCCGGAGGAUCAACCUUCCUAACUACUUCUUCUGUUUCCUCUACCUAUACCUCUGAAUCCGCCAUUAUCACCUCUUCUGUUCUUUCCAAUGCAGCUCCAUCUACUUUUGUCACUUCCAAGAAGUCUUGCACAAAGAAAGCCUCAACAAGUUUGGCAGGAAAUGUAAACAUAGCUGCUAGUUCUUCAGCGGUUCUAACUUCUGCUGGUGUUAGCUCGAAGCCACAUACCACCAUGACCAUGACGAUCACCCAAACUACUUCUACUACUGUCGCUUCGAGCGCGGGUGCUACUAGCACUGGAGGAAGUAGUUCGGGAGAGAUUGCUUUGUAUAUGCAAUGUGGAGGAAAGAACUGGACCGGAACUGGUACUUGCGUUAGUGGAAGUACUUGCAAGGCUCAAAAUGAUUAUUAUAGUCAAUGUGUUUCUGCUUAA